This is a messenger RNA of Myxocyprinus asiaticus (Chinese sucker), 3706 nucleotides long. RefSeq names its product tripartite motif-containing protein 16-like. Gene Ontology annotation, molecular function: protein binding; zinc ion binding. Bases 1450 to 3126 code for a protein of 558 amino acids. Lineage: Eukaryota; Metazoa; Chordata; Actinopteri; Cypriniformes; Catostomidae. The transcript is spliced from 7 exons. The record is from RefSeq and is a predicted model, not a curated record.
GUUCGAUUAAAACGAACUCUGGUGCGAUUGUUCUGUUAAUGCGGUUCAUUUGAACAAGUGUGAACGCUGCCAUCCGAACCUUAGUGCGCACCAAACAAGCGGACCGAGACCUCCUGAAUAGUGGGUCUCGGUCCGCUUCCAUACGAGCUCUGGUGCGGUUCGAUUGAUAUAUGGACGCAACAUGGACCAAAGACGUCUAAACGGACCAAAAACACUAAGCUGGGGUCAGAGUGCAGGGUCAGCCAUGAUACAGCGCCCCUGGAGCAGAUAGGGUCAAGGGCCUUGCUCAAGGGCCCAACAAUGGCAUCUUGGCAGUGUUGGGGCUUGAACCCCCGACCUUCUGAUCAGUAACCCAGAGCCUUAACCUGAAUUUGGACAAUGGAGAAUAAAAACUGUUACACUCGGGGUUUGUGGCUUCAGGCAGGACAAGACAUGCAGAGGAAAACUAGAAGAAAACUCAUGCAUGCAUGGUGCUCAGUAAAGAAGAGUCUACUAGUGGUGACGGAGCAUUAUAAGCAUCAGGUUUGACUCACAAUGCUACCAACAGGUACUGUAAGUAUGUAAGGACUUGUACCUUACAGGAUCUUGUUGGACAAAAAUUUGGAUAUGUCCCUGGGUGUAAGAUGAAUCAUCAAUAUUUUGGUAAAGUGAAUUUGGUGCCCUCCAUCCAUGCUGCCAUAAGGUCCUAUCCAUCCAUAGGAUUAAACUAGGCUCGGUUCCAGCUCUAAGAUGUAAGGUGGGCCAUAGGACCUUCUGGGUGUGUCGAACAGUUGGAGGUGUUGGUGUGAUUGUCAAGGUGGGCCAAGCACAUGAAGUGGAGCCAGGCCUGGAUAAAACCAGAUCCAAUGAGAAGAAUUUGUGUAAUAAAUGGGGGCAGCAAUGUCUUGACAGAAACACAUUUUUGGCAGUAUCCAGGUAUAAUUUUAUAUAUGUACUGUAACUGACUUAGUUGAGAUUAAAGUCAGCUACUAUUUCUCUCUCUCUCUCUCUCUCUCUCUCUCUCUCUCUCUCUCUCUCUCUCUCUCUCUCUCUCACACACACACACAUACACAGUUUUCAGUUGAAAGUGCUUUAAUGGCAUGACAAAUAUUUGUACAUUCGUAAUACCAAAGCGUUUACAGCUGUCCUACAUAAAAAUAAAACGGCGCAAAACAAUGUGCAUAAUAUAAGAAAAAAAGACAAAAUAUACAAUGUAUACUUGACAUAUAAAGUAAAAAUCUCAUAUGUGUAACUGAAAUUGUUGAGAUGAAAGUCAGCUGCUCUCUCUCUCUUUCUCUCCCUAUGUUAGCCACUCCUACCUUCAGUUCAGUUCAGUGAAAAUGAAACAGAUUCCUACUUCCUGCUCAGCCUGGGUGUGGGAUUUAGCUGCUUUGUGUUUACUUUGUGUUUUAUUCUGUAUAUUACUACAUCUUGGCUGUUGAGCUGCAUUUUUGUGUGCAGUAGCCUACAAUGGCAGAGUCCAGUGUUUCUUUGUCUCAGGACCAGUUCAGCUGUUCAAUCUGUCUGGAUCUUCUGAAGGAUCCAGCGGCCAUUCCCUGUGGACACAGUUACUGUAUGAGCUGUAUUACAGACUACUGGGAUCAGGAUGAUCAGAAGAGAGUCUACAGCUGCCCUCAGUGCAGACAGACCUUCAAUCCAAGACCUGUUUUAGGUAAAAACACCAUGCUGGCAGAAGUGGUGGAGAAAAUGAAGAAGACAAAACUCCAAGUUGCACAACCUACUGAAUGUUAUGCUGGACCUGAAGAUGUGGAGUGUGAUGUCUGCACUCAGAGAAAACACAAAGCUGUCAAGUCCUGUAUGGUGUGUCUGAUCUCUUACUGUCAAAAUCAUCUUGAACAACAUGAGAAUCUCUUCAAAGGUAAGAGACACAAUCUAAUGGAUGCCUCUAUGCGACUUCAGGAGAUGAUCUGCCCUCAACAUGAUAAACUGAUGGAAAUUUACUGUCGUACUGAUCAGCAAUGUAUUUGUAUCCUUUGUAUGGUGGACAAGCACAAAAACCAUGACACUGUAUCAGCUUCUGCAGAGGGGAUUGAGAAACAGAGACAGUUGCAGGAGUCACAGAAAACAACCAAGCAGAGGAUCCAGCAGAGAGAGAAGGAGCUUCAGAAGCUGAGAGAGACUGUGGAGUCUCACAAGCGCACUGCACAGGCAGCAGUGGAGGACAGUGAGAGGAUCUUUACUGAGCUGAUCCGCUCCAUUGAGAGAAGCCGCUCUGAGGUGACACAGCUGAUCAGAGAUCAGGAAAAGGCUGCAGUGAGUCGAGCUGAAGGACUCUUGGAGCAACUGGAGCAGGAGAUUGCUGAUCUGAGGAGGAGAGAUGCUGAACUGGAGGAGCUUUCCCACACAGAGGAUCACAUCCAUUUCCUCCAGAGUUUCCAGUCUCUCUCUAUCCCUCCUGGAUUAACAGAUUUAUCCAGAUUCACUAUCCCUCCUAUCAUCACUUUUGGUGAUGUAACAGACCUUGUCUUGCUACUGAGAGAGAAUGUGGAGGAUUUAUGCAGACAGGAGAUGAAAAAGAUAUCUGGAAUUGUUAUAUUCCUCGAGCUUGUUUCCACAUCUGAACCCAACACAAGGGAGGAGUUCCUACAAUAUUCUCAUCAGUUGACACUGGAUGCAAACACAGCAUAUGAAUACCUCUGUCUUUCUGAGGGGAACAGAGUGAUCACUGAAUCCGACACAGCACAGCCAUGUCCUGAUCAUCCAGACCGAUUUGAUAGUUUGGCCCAGGUGCUGUGUAGAGAGAGUAUGUGGGGAUGCUGUUACUGGGAGGUUGAAUGGAAAGGAAGAGGUGUGGGAAUAUCAGUGUCAUAUAAGAGCAUAAGCAGGAAGGGACGGAGUGAUAACUGUGCGUUUGGGUAUAAUAAUCAGUCCUGGAGUUUGUAUUGCUUUCCCACCAGUUACUCCAAAUACUCAUUCUGGCACAAUCACAUUGAGACUGAACUCCCUGUCAUCUCUACAUCAUCUAGAAUUGGAGUGUUUUUGGAUACAAUUGCAGGAACUCUGUCCUUCUACAGCAUCUCUGACACAAUGACACUCAUCCACAGAGUCCACACCACAUUCACUCAACCUCUCUAUCCUGGAUUUAGAAUUUAUGGAUCACUGAAGCUGUGUAAUCUAGCUAAAUAGAUGAUUUAGAGAUGAUACAAACAACAAUAUCAAAUUGCAUGUUGGCGCUCUAAUAAUGUUGUGAUGUGAUAAUGUAAAGUCCCUUAUUUUCUGAUCAAUAAACUACUUAUUGAAAUAACAGAAAUAACACAAGCUAUUAUUAGAGUGAAAAAUUUUCUCAGAUGUAUCUAAUAAUGUUUGUAGUGUAGGAGUGAGAGAAAAAUGAAUGUGGAAGAACCUUCAUUGACACUAACAAAAAUAAUAUUCAUGCUGUCACUAUGCUGUAAAUAAAUACAUAAAAAACACUACAAACUAGAGGUCAGUAGGUCAUGCAUUUGCUUAUUUAAACGGUUGAUGAUGCUGCUGUUCAUUCUGUUCAAAUAUUACACAUUAUGCGGCCUUUUUGGAUUUAUGACAUGACAGUGGUGAUGUAAGAUUAUAAGCAUCAACUGAGCUUUUGCAUGGCUAGCUGUUUUGCCAUUGCUGUUAAUGGGGAAAACAAUAAUUGUGAUAUAUUCUUUCUUUUCGCUCUUCAAAUGUAAAGACUUUUAUUUGGAUCAAAAAAAUAAAAAAUAAACAGUUGAGUUUUCUGUGGAUCUCA